CGGACACUUGCUAUCAAUAAUCGAAGCCUGUACGGUAGAGACGUUCUUGGAAUCAAUGUAACACUAUUUUUAGCACUUUCUCUUAGGCUUUUCUGAUUAUCGAACCUUCAUUUGGUUCAUUUCGGGUGUUCUCUGGCUCUUCGCCAAGAAAUAGGGCUGUAUUUCGCAAAUCCUUCACGUUGGUCGACCGUUCCGCUAAGCACGAAGUUGGCACUUCCUGAUGACUUUUCGAACCAAUUAUCUUCUUUUCGCGCAGGAAGUCUAUAUUCAAUGGCGAUUGUGUUACGGCGAGCGUAAAGUUUGGAGUUAUCCCGCUUGGAGGGAGCCAGACUCCUAGCUCCUAAAAUCUAGUUCCAUGCUGAACGAGAUCGAUUUGAAAGGUGCUCCUUCGGGAAUUCGUGCUUAUGACUUGCUUUGGAAACCUGAUCCAUUAAGUCUCAAACAUGCAUUCGUUGAUGAAUUCCGGGAAAGGAUAAACCUGAAAUACAGGUCAGAUCUACAAAACUAUGAAGACCUGUAUCAAUGGAGUGUUGAUCAGCUGGAAGCAUUCUGGUCUGAAACCUGGGAUUAUCUUGACCCAAUAGUCAGCAGACAUCAUGACAAGGUUCUUACGGCUGCUCCUAUGGAAGAAGUUCCUGAAUGGUUUCAGGGCUGCCAGUUGAAUUUUGCUGAAAACUUACUCAGAUUCCGGGAUGACAGACCUGCCAUCAUUUCCAUAGUUGAAGGACAAAUAGAAGGUGUGAAGUUGACAUUUGCCCAGUUGUACCAACAAGUGACUCAGAUUGCAUCAGCCCUGAAAGCAGUUGGGAUUAAGAAAGGGGACCAUGUGGCUGGUUACUUGCCAAAUUGUUCUGACACAGUUGCCAUCAUGCUUGGGGUGGCUGCAGUUGGUGCUGUGUGGUGCUGUACAUCUCCUGAUUUUGGUGUCACAGGAACUGUUGAUAGACUGGUGUCAGUUGCACCAAAGGUACUCUUCACUGUUGAAGCUGUGAGAUACAACCAGAAGGUUCAUGACAAUUUACUGAAUGUGGAGAAGGUGUCAAAAAUGAUGAAGUUUGAUGUCAUUGUGGUUGUGCCUUUUUUGCGCCCAGAAGCUGAAAUUAAUAUCAAGAACAUCCCUAAAAGCCUGUUCAUGAAGGACUUCUUGGGGAGCCACAUGCAGCAAACCACUCUGGAAUUUGAGCAAGUACCAUUCAACCAUCCUGUCUAUGUUUUGUUCAGUUCAGGAACCACAGGAAGGCCAAAAUGUCUAGUGCAUUCUGUUGGUGGCACUUUGAUCCAGCAUCUGAAAGAGCUGAAGAUGCACUUCAAUCUUACCAGGAAAGAUUUGUUGAUGUUUUACACCACUGCAGCCUGGAUGAUGUGGCAUUGGGAAGUUUCAGCACUUGCUUUGGGAUGUCCAAUUGUGUGUUAUGAUGGGUCUUCCUUUUCUCCAAAGGAAACCAUUGUUUGGGAUAUUGUUGACCACCACAAAGUGACUGUUUUGGGGUUAAGUGCCAAAAUGGUGUCCAUGAUGGAAGACAAGGGCAUCCACCCUAGAGAAACUCAUGACCUGAUCUCACUCAGGGCUAUUUUGACAACUGGGUCACCUCUCAGUCCCCAUUCUUAUGAUUUUGUGUAUGCAAAAGUCAAAAGUCAUGUGAUGCUGUCCUCCAUAACAGGGGGAUCAGAUAUAAUUUCCUUGUUUGGUGCUGGAUGUCCUACAUUGCCUGUUUAUAGAGGCCUGAUCCAGUGCAGGGGUCUUGGAAUGGCUGUGGAGUGUUUUGAUGAACAAGGGAAUCCAGUGAGAGAUCAGCCAGGAGAGUUGGUUUGCACCAAACCAUUUCCUUCA
This is a messenger RNA of Notodromas monacha, 1831 nucleotides long. The record is from the annotation of a GenBank genome assembly. Lineage: Eukaryota; Metazoa; Arthropoda; Ostracoda; Podocopida; Cyprididae.